AUGGAGACCGGUGCGGGCCCACAUCCGUUGCGCCUGUUCGUCUGCCUGAUGCCGCUCUGUCUGGCGUUGCUUUUGGGACCAGGGAGGCCCGGGAUCGCCGAGGAAGUCAUCCUCCUGGAUUCCAAAGCCUCCCAGGCUGAGUUGGGCUGGACUGCACUGCCAAGUAAUGGGUGGGAGGAGAUCAGCGGCGUGGACGAGCAUGACCGUCCGAUCCGCACAUACCAGGUGUGCAACGUGCUGGAGCCCAACCAGGACAACUGGUUGCAAACUGGCUGGAUCAGCCGUGGCCGCGGGCAGCGCAUCUUCGUGGAGCUGCAGUUCACACUGCGCGACUGCAGCAGCAUCCCGGGCGCCGCGGGCACCUGCAAGGAGACUUUCAACGUCUACUACCUGGAAACAGAGGCUGACCUGGGCCGCGGGCGUCCCCGCCCAGGUGGCAGCCGGCCCCGCAAGAUCGAUACAAUCGCUGCAGAUGAGAGCUUCACGCAGGGCGACCUGGGAGAGCGCAAGAUGAAGCUGAACACAGAGGUGCGCGAGAUCGGUCCGCUCAGCCGGCGGGGUUUCCACCUGGCCUUUCAGGACGUGGGCGCAUGCGUUGCGCUGGUCUCUGUGCGCGUCUACUACAAGCAGUGCCGCGCGACGGUGCGGGGCCUGGCGGCGUUCCCAGCCACCGCAGCUGAGAGUGCCUUCUCCACGCUGGUGGAGGUGACGGGAACGUGCGUGGCGCACUCAGAAGGGGAGCCCGGCAGCCCCCCGCGCAUGCACUGUGGCGCUGAUGGUGAAUGGCUGGUGCCCGUGGGCCGCUGCAGCUGCAGUGCGGGAUUCCAGGAACGUGGUGACAUCUGUGAAGCCUGUCCCCCAGGGUUUUACAAGUUGUCCUCGCGCCGGCCGCUCUGCUCCCCGUGCCCAGAGCACAGCCGGGCCCUGGAAAACGCCUCCACGUUCUGCGUGUGCCAGGACAGCUACGCGCGCUCGCCCACCGACCCGCCGUCGGCCUCCUGCACCCCGCCCUGGGAGGAGGAUGAGAUCCGGAGGGACCGAGUGGAGCCCCAGAGUGUGUCCCUGUCGUGGCGGGAGCCUAUCCCUGCCGGAGCUCCCGGGGCUAACGGCACGGAGUACGAGAUCCGAUACUACGAGAAGGGUCAGAGUGAGCAGACUUACUCCACGGUGAAGACAGGGGCACCCGCGGUCACUGUCACCAACCUGAAGCCGGCUACCCGCUACGUCUUUCAGAUCCGGGCGGCUUCCCCGGGGCCCUCCUGGGAGACUCAGAGCUUCAAUCCCUCCAUUGAAGUGCAGACCCCAGGGGAGGCUGCCUCAGGGUCCAGGGACCACAGCCCUGCGGUCGUCGUCACGGUGGUGACCGUCUCAGCCCUCCUCGUCGUGGGCUCUGUGAUGAGCGUGCUGGCCAUGUGGAGGAGGCCCUGCCCCUAUGGCAAAGGAGGUCAGGAUGCCCACGACGAGGAGGAGCUGUACUUCCACUUCAAAGUCCCGACACGCCGCACGUUCUUAGACCCCCAGAGCUGUGGGGACCCGCUGCAGGCUGUUCAUCUGUUUGCCAAGGAGCUGGAUGCAAAAACUGUCACACUGGAGAGAAGCCUUGGAGCAGGGCGGUUCGGGGAGCUGUCCUUCGGCUGUCUGCAGCUCCCUGGCCGCCAGGAGCUCCCCGUGGCCGUGCACACGCUGAGGGACGGCUGCUCCGACUCUCAGAGGCUCAGCUUCCUGGCCGAGGCCCUCACCCUGGGCCAGUUCGACCAUGGCCACGUCGUGCGGCUGGAGGGUGUCGUCACCCGAGGAAGCACCUUGAUGAUCGUCACCGAGUACAUGAGCCAUGGGGCCCUCGACGGCUUCCUGAGGCGGCAUGAAGGCCAGCUGGUGGCCGGGCAGCUGAUGGGGCUGCUGCCCGGGCUGGCGUCAGCCAUGAAGUACCUGUCGGAAAUGGGCUACGUUCACCGGGGCCUGGCGGCCCGCCGUGUGCUGGUCAGCAGUGGCCUUAUCUGCAAGAUCUCUGGCUUUGGACGGGGGCCCCGGGACCGAGCGGAGGCUGUCUACACCACCAUGAGUGGCCGGAGCCCAGCACUGUGGGCCGCCCCUGAGACGCUUCAGUUUGGACACUUCAGCUCUGCCAGUGAUGUGUGGAGCUUUGGUGUCGUCAUGUGGGAGGUGAUGGCCUUUGGGGAGCGGCCCUACUGGGACAUGUCUGGCCAAGACGUGAUCAAGGCAGUGGAGGAUGGCUUCCGGCUGCCACCCCCCAGGAACUGCCCCUCCCCCCUCCAUCGACUGAUGCUUGACUGCUGGCAGAAGGACCCAGGCGAGCGACCCAGGUUCUCCCAGAUCCACAGCAUCCUGAGCAAGAUGGCGCAGGACCCAGAACCCCCAAAGUGUGCCGCGACCACUUCUCCCAGGCCUCCCACCCCCCUGGCAGACCGUGCCUUCUCCACCUUUCCCUCCUUUGGCUCCGUGGGCGCAUGGCUGGAGGCCCUGGACCUGGGCCGCUACAAGGACAGCUUUGCUGCAGGUGGCUUUGGGAGCCUGGAGGCCGUGGCUGCCAUGGGCGCCCAGGACCUGGUGAGCCUGGGCAUCUCUUCGGCCGAACACCGGGAGGCCCUCCUCAGCGGGAUCAGUGCGCUGCGGGCGCGAGUGCUCCAGAUGCAAGGCCAGGGGGUGCAGGUGUGA
This is a messenger RNA of Puma concolor (puma), 2676 nucleotides long. NCBI's taxonomy places the organism in Eukaryota, Metazoa, Chordata, Mammalia, Carnivora, Felidae. The record is from RefSeq and is a predicted model, not a curated record.